AUGGCAAUACUCGAGUCAGAAACUCAACCGUACUCGGCUUUGCUAUACUCGCCCAGCAAUGAGACAACACAGUCUCAACCAGCUAAAGAUCUAACGCAACAACCUCAACUGCUACAAUCACCUCAGAAUUCAGUAUCGUCACAGUCUUACGUGAGGUCUAUGCAAGAGCCAGGUCCAACACCAAAAGCACAUCCUUUACCUGCGUCUCAGCCACAGCUGAUGCCACAGCCUGUGACACAACCGGUUCAGCAGCCUGUACCGCAGCCUGCACCGCAGCCGAUACCACAGCCCUUAACACAACCGGCACAACAGCCUGUACCGCAGCCUGCGCCGCAGCCGAUACCACAGCCUUUGAUACAACCGGCAUCACAGGUUGUACCGCAGCCUGCGACGGAGCCGGCACCAAAGCUUCUCACGGGACCGACUCUACUACUACAAGCAAAUGCAUUACCACCUCAGGCACAGGCGGUAUCUCACAAUACGUUAAAUCCCAUAGCACAAGCUGCUCCACAACCUAUUCCACAGCCCGAGCUUCAGCCAGAAGUGUAUGCACCCCAGCCGCAGCCUAUUCCACAGUCUCCACCUUCGCCUCUAGCACAACCACCAGCUCAGCCUGUGCCUGGAUUUGUCGCUCAGCCCACUUUAAUACCACAAGCACCGGAGGUAACAAUUCAGCCACAACCAGUGCCACCUCAACCAUUUGAGCUACAACAGGUUGCCCCAACUCAGAGAUCAUUUCAAGAGAGUCAGUUACAUGCCCAGACAGCACUGCAGUCUCAAUCAACGCAGAUAGAAUUACCUAUACAGGGUAUACUAGGGCAGAAAUCUGCUGGCAUGCCUCAUCUACAGUUACAAAUCAAAGUGAUUCCGGGACAGCCACUUCAACAGACAGAAGCGCAGUUGCAACCGCAGGUGGCUAUGGUGCCAGAGGAGUUGGCAAGUGUAGCACCCAUGGCGCCACUACCACAAGAAGCAGCCAUGGCUCAACAAAUGUCGCCGUCACCGCAAGCGGAAAUACAAAUACCACAGCAGUUCCCAGUAGUGAUACAGCCGCCAGCACAAGCUCAGGUUCAGGGGAUGCUGGCACAACCACAGCCCAUAGCACAAACACCUGAACUACCUGAAGCAAUAUCAAAAAGGCUACCAGCUGUAGCAGAACCGAUCCCACAAGCACCAAGUUCCUUGCCACCACCACCGCCGCCACCCGUGACACCACAACCACUGUCUUCCAUCAGCUACACCCCAUCGUAUACACCAGUUCAGGUGCCUAUUUCGGUGCGUCAACCACCCAUGCCUCAACUAGUUCAAAAACCCGUCUCCGUACUCCAAGCAUCAAUGCCACAAGCACCCAAUUCCGUGCAACCAUCUACACAACAACCCAUGCCUGCACCAACUGUAUUAUUCCAAGGUCCACCGUCACCUGUAGCACCUGCACAGAUUCCAUCGGUAGCAGAACAACAGCAACAUUUCUUUCAACCUUCUGCGCAGUUCACUACAACGAACUGUCUUCCGUCUUGCCAUCAGAACUGCCAGAAAUCAUGCCCUUCCGAGGUCUGCAUCAGUGUGUGUCUCAAAGACUGUAAAAACGCUUGUGAAAAGUGCUGCUCACCUGUUUCUUGGGCUGUUCCAUCAGCACAACUCCCCGUUCUGAAGAUACCUUGUGGAAGCUCUGAAGUUGGUUGUUCGUGCAAUGAUGGCUACUUACAAUGUGAAGGAAUGUGAUGUUUAGUUAGAUAAAUUAUCUACUAUGAUAAUUCCUUCUGGUAUUUAUUUGUGGUAUUGUUAUAUCGUGAUUGUAUUGCAGUAUUAAACUUAUUG
This is a messenger RNA of Cylicocyclus nassatus, 1818 nucleotides long. Lineage: Eukaryota; Metazoa; Nematoda; Chromadorea; Rhabditida; Strongylidae. The record is from the annotation of a GenBank genome assembly.